Messenger RNA from Brassica oleracea var. oleracea, 1480 nucleotides. RefSeq names its product protein S-acyltransferase 11. The coding region runs from base 440 to 1468 and encodes 342 amino acids. The record is from RefSeq and is a predicted model, not a curated record. The transcript is spliced from 4 exons. Gene Ontology annotation, molecular function: palmitoyltransferase activity. NCBI's taxonomy places the organism in Eukaryota, Viridiplantae, Streptophyta, Magnoliopsida, Brassicales, Brassicaceae.
GGCCCGCUGUGAUCAGACGUCUCGUCUCCUUCUUCUCCCUUUGAUUCCGAUCAAAAUUUCACGGUGUCUGCCGUCGCCGUCGCUAACGGUGACAUUCGUUAACGGUAGAUUGCUCUAUAGAGUUAUAUAGAGAGAAGGAGUUUUGAGUCGCUCAUUUGCAUCAGACGCGCUUAUCUGUGAAUUACAAAGAUGGUCAACCCUAAACGCAUGUGAAGAAUCUGAUUCCUUGUAAGCAAUCUCGGAUUGAUAAACAAUCGAUCAGAUCUUUGUGGAAAGGCCGUAGCUUUAAGGGAGGAGGAGCUGGUACGAAUCAAUAGCCGACUAGCCUAUGAUUAGAGAUUUCGAAUAUUCUCUUGCCUUUGGGUUUCUAUAAACGAAGAGCUUUUGAGUUUGUGAUUCUCAGCUUUUGCUAAUCUUCUGAUCGAUCUCUGAGGAAGCCAUGGAAGAGUCUUCCCAGGGGAGUUUUGUUACGACCAUAAACGAAGAGUAUGAAACAAUUUGCUGGGGCUGUGGUCUAAACCUUGUUCUUCCGUCCUACGCACCUGUUUUCAAGUGUGGCUGGUGUGGAGCAAUCACCAAUCAGAAUCCAGUCAGACUUGAAACCAGAAACUUUGGGCUGAGGCGGUUCCGUGACCGCUGUUUUGUCGUUAUUCUUGCUGUCUUUAUGCUCUUUGUCAUAUGUGGUGGGAUUUGGGCAGCGUUUCCGGUCGUGUUUUCGAUCAGCUUGGCUUGUGGGAUUUUCCAUUCCGUUACAGCAGUGUCUCUGGCGAUAUCAACACUAUCAACAUUCAUCCUUGUUGCUUUUAAGUGCGCCGGGAAACCGAUAGAUAUUGUUUAUGGAACCCACCCUGGAGUAGGGAGCGGCGCACUCAACAACUAUACCUUUUGUCACCACUGCUCCAAACCAAAGUCACCUAGAACCCAUCACUGUCGCACCUGUGGCAUGUGUGUCCUCGACAUGGAUCAUCACUGCCCCUUUAUUGGUAACUGUGUUGGUGCGGGCAAUCACAAAAACUUCAUCGCCUUCCUUAUCUCAGCGGUCAUAAGCACAAUCUACGCUGCGGUUAUGUGUGUAUACACCUUGAUUCAUAUCCUGCCACCCCUGGAAAACCAAGCAGCGUAUGCAUCCGACAUGGCGCAUGCUAAUAGUUUAUCGGUUCUGAGAGUGGUGAAGAACAUCACGCUUGCUUACAUAGCCAACGCUAUCUUCGUCUCUGUACGAGGCCUUGUUCUAGUAUACCUCUUUGUGGCGAGUUUUUCAGUGGCGAUUGGGCUGAGUGUUUUGCUGUGGCAGCAGCUUAGCUAUAUCUAUGAAGGCAAGACUUACUUGAGCCAUUUGAGUUCUCAGGGAAGUGAGGAAGAUGGUGAGAAGAGCUGCGGGAAUCUUUUGAAGUUUUUUGGAUGUCCGCUUUUGAUUGAAAGGUACUUGCCGACUAUAAGGAACUUGAGGAAGAGGCAUAAGACAUGAGAAGAGAAUGGU